Molecule: messenger RNA, 1461 nt
Organism: Polyodon spathula (Mississippi paddlefish)
Lineage: Eukaryota; Metazoa; Chordata; Actinopteri; Acipenseriformes; Polyodontidae
Product: leucine-rich alpha-2-glycoprotein
Exons: 2
Coding region: 104-1114 (336 amino acids)
Cellular component (GO): plasma membrane
Molecular function (GO): protein binding
Source: RefSeq, a predicted model, not a curated record
GGGAGGAUAACAGAAAACGCUGCCAGAGCAAUCACAUAUAAGGGAGAGAGAAAGGGAUUCUCUUCCAUAUCUGCCACGCGUCUAGUUGGAGAAAGAGGGAGACAUGGAAGGUACAAUGAAGAUAUACCUUGUGAUUGUAGCCUGGUGCUGCUCCACCGUGCUCUCCUGUCCAGAUCACUGCACCUGCAAUUCAUCUGCUAAUGGCACCGCCGUGAUCUGCAGCUCAGUGUCCCUCGAAGCCUUCCCUUCGGGCCUCCCCAGUAACACUGUCUCGCUCUCUAUUGAGUUCACUAACCUGAGCACCAUCUCCCCAGAGCUUCUGAAGGGGGUGCCCAGCCUCGAAGCACUCCACCUGUCCGGAAACAAGAUUAGCGCUCUACCCUCAGGCUUCCUCAAAGACCUCCCUCUGCUCCAUACUCUCGACCUCACUGGCAACCUCCUGCAGGACCUGCCUUCGGAAGUCUUCUGCGGCUCAUCACUGCAGAACCUGGUCCUCAAAGGCAACCAGCUCAUGGCCGUCAACCCCUCCUGGUUCCAGUGUCUGAGCAACUUGACCUGGCUGGACCUGUCCGACAACAGGCUGGGCUCUGUCCCUCUGACUGCUCUCCAGCACCUACCCCGUCUGAAGAUCCUCGACCUCAGUGACAACAAACUAGAAAAGCUUCCACAAGGUGCUUUGAAUGACCUGCCAGAGCUGGAGAGAUUGCACUUAUCUGGCAAUAAGCUCAGCGUCUUGGCUCCCAAAACCUUUGACCAGGCAACCAAUCUCACCCACCUCUUCCUCCAGGAGAACUUGUUGAAGAAGCUGCCUUAUGGUCUCUUCCUGAAGCUGCAGCGCUUGGAAGUUUUGGAUCUCAGUAGCAAUGGUCUGACCACAAUCCCCCUGGGGCUGUUUGACAAGCUAGAAGGGCUCAGGGGACUCUCGAUUCAAGGUCUGGAUGUCGCCAGCAACCCCUUUGAGUGUGACUGCAAGAUCCUCUACCUGUGGCAGUGGCUGAACAGCAACAAAGAAAAAGUGUUCUUCUUGAAGGAUAUCCAGUGUGCCAUGCCUGAGGGUCUCAAAGGGAGAAUGAUCGCAUCCCUAACAGAGAAAGAGGUAGAGGGGGCCUGCUGAGGUUUUACUUCAGUUUCCCCCAGCACAGAAUCAAUCUUAAUUUAGUUACUACAUUUUCUUCUUUCCCUGUAUUGAAGUGAACCAGUCCUAUAUAUGUUAUGCCAAUACUGGUUUCAAUCUGCACAAACUAAACAAUGUUUGUGCACUCUUGUGCAUUUUAGUUUAAAUUAUUUUAUGAAGUCUGUUAUUCAUCUAGCUGUACUCAGAAUGUUUAGAUGCUUUUCAACUUGUGACAAUUCACCCGUGCUAUAAAAAUGAUCUACUAACCUAUAAAACAACCUUACUUGUUUUAAAUAAACAUAUAGAUAUUUUUGUAUUGUGUAUCAUAUAAAUGAAGUUGAAUUGAA